AUGACCUCUACGAAACCCGACACGAUUGUAGAUGAGGACGCGCCCGGAGCACCCAUCUCAGUCCCAGACUCGGGAGACCACGGAGAAGGGGGCAAGAUCAAGAUGAUUGUGCAGCUCGUGAAGAAGUGUUUGGGCGUCAAGGACAUCGCUGCAAUGCGGUUGUCGCUGCCAGCUUCAUUGCUGGAGCCUAUACCCAACCUCGAGUACUGGCAUUAUCUGGACAGGCCCGACAUGUUCGCUUCUAUCAACGACUCCGAUGAUCCCUUCAUGCGAAUGAUAGCAGUGUUGCGGUUCACUUUCACGAAAGAUCUCAAAUUCGUACAUGGGAAGGUCUGCAAGCCGUACAACUCCGUCCUCGGAGAGCACUUCAGAGCGCACUGGGAUAUCGUACCCACUCCUUAUGAGAUCGAGGAGCCGGCAGAGUCAACGGAGACAUACAAGUCGGAAUCGGCAAGCCUGAAGAGCUCCAAGAGCACUACCAGCGGCGUUAGCUCAUUUACCAAGCCGAAGACUCCCUCUACUGCCCCCACCUCUCCUCAGCACGGUGCCACCGACGACCUUGCGGGCCAGAUGUCCAACCUCAACCUUACCACCCCUGUCCGCGUCGCCUAUCUUACGGAGCAGGUCUCCCACCACCCGCCCGUGUCCGCUUAUUACGCCUCAUGUCCUGCACGUUCGAUCGAAAUGUCGGGUAUCGAUCAGAUAUCAGCCAAAGUGUCUGGCACAACUCUACGUGUAGCUCCAGGCGAGCACAAUCAGGGCAUAUUCAUCAAGCUUACAGGCGGACCAGGCGAAGGCGAGCGGUACCACGUUACGCAUCCCGUUGCGUCUGUAAACGGCAUCCUACGGGGCAGCUUCUACGUGACUGUAGGUGACUCGACGAUUAUCACAUGUGAGGGAGGAAAGCCAGGACAUAAGUUCAGGACUGUCAUUGAGUACAAGGAAGAGUCCUGGCUCGGUCGCGCACACUUCCUCCUGGAAGGUGUCAUCCAUACCGUCUUUGACUCAGAUACUAAACAUUGCUCUGAAUGGACCAAGGUAAAGCACAUACCCCAGAACCGAGUCGUCGCAGUCUUCGACGGAACCUGGCGCGGGCGUAUCCGUUGGAAACGUGUUGGCACAGGCUCCUACCCCACAGCCGACCACAGUGGUGUCACUCGCUCGACGUCCUCCUCGCCAAGCCCAUCGCACGUCAAGUUGCCUACGCCCAACAUUCCUGCGGCAUCAUUCUCCAAAGCUGACGUCUCAGGUCGUGCCCCUGAGGAAGAGUGGAUGACGCUGCUCGAUUUAUCGAUCCUUGAGAUAGUGCCCAAGAUUGUACGGCCCUUAGAGAAACAACAUGCUCGGGAAAGCAGGAAGUUGUGGGAGAAUGUUACCGACAAGCUGCUGAAGAAGGAGUUCAGCGAGGCAACAAAGGAGAAAGUCACGAUUGAGCAGCGCCAGAGAGAUGAGGCUGCUGAGCGGAAGAGGAAGGGGAUCGAGCACGUUUUGUUUUCUUCCAGGACUAACGAACGACUAAUAAUGUCCAACAGAUUCGUUCCCAGAUAUUUCGCUAAGGAUUAUCUGGCUGGUUAUGCGGAGUUGACCUCCGAUGGUACUCAGGCCGUCGAAGAGGAGUUGAAAGAGGACUCCUCUUACUGUAUAGAAGGCGUUGACGUCAAGGCGACACUGGCUGCUUAA
This is a messenger RNA of Cyclocybe aegerita, 1680 nucleotides long. Lineage: Eukaryota; Fungi; Basidiomycota; Agaricomycetes; Agaricales; Hemipholiotaceae. The record is from the annotation of a GenBank genome assembly.